UGGUGACCGGGGAGCAAGCAAAUCUCUAAAGAUGGUGAAAGAUUUGUAGUGACGAGUUGAGAAAACACUCCUGCUUCUCUCUAGGAAAGUUUCGCACCCUCAAAAGUUCGAACUUCCUUAGAUAGCUCGUCACUCCCGAUUGCUCUCCCAGACAUUCCAACGAAUUAAUCCCUGUAUAACCGUGUUCCUCUUGCUCGUAAAUCAUUUGUCUUGCAUAUCUACCGAUUGGAUUUGUAAGAAAGUGAUUGCUGAGAGAGAAUCGACCCAUUUUGGAAACCCCAGUUUCGCAGAUUGUACUGUUCAUCCCCGAUUUAGAAACUCCACUUAGAUCCCAUUGUAGACGGUUGUUUGUGGAAGAAGACGGUUCCCUGGGGGUCGCCGACCUCUGGCGAACCUCUAGCAACUGGUUUCAGGCCACCACAACGCCGCCGUACUGAAGGAAGAAAGGAUCCGUUGCGGACGGCUACUGUUCACCACAGAGCGUUGACCUCAAAUUUCUCUAAAGCCUAUCGUCCAAAUUGAAUUCUAAAGACGGUUUUGGAAGCAUCUAACCUAGGCGAAGCCAGUAGUACCGGUUUUAUCAGGUGGAAGUAAGAUUUCUAUUUCUCCCCAAAUUCUUGGGUACUGUAGCACUACGCAGGUUACUUCCUUACUUGAUUUUUUUCUGAACUCACUGCAUAUUGUGUUUAGUUUGUUGUUUGUUCCUCUGCUUCGUUAUCACUUGGCGAGUAAUUUGGAAUUUUUUCAGAUUUUUCUGGGAAGUUCGAAUUUACUUGAGUACUGUUCAUCUUCCCUUUCCUAUCUCACUGCCUGCUACAGUAAUUCCUGCGAACCUUUGACUAGUUAGGAAUUUUUUCUGGAUUCAAUACUUGUCCACUGGGGUAAAGGUUUAUACUGGUGUGUUCCUAACUUCAAGGGGGUUGUGUGAAAGUAUUUUCAAAUUUUUUGGAAAUAGUUUGGGUUGGUGAACACUGCCUUGAAUACUACUGCUUGCUUUUUCUGUAUGUUUGUGUUUUUCUUACUAACUUUUCAGGCACACUUAAGCUCUGUACUGGGGUUAGGUUAUGCAAACCUAUCCGAUGACAAAGAAAAACAAGAAGAAUCGUACUCCUCCUCCGAAGGAUAAUUCUUUUGACGCAAAGAUCAAGAUGCUUAAUGACAAGAAGAAGGAGCUCGAAGACAAAAAGAAAAGUGGAGAUCAAGUUCUUGCUCCUUAUAUUCCCAAAAUUGCUCCAAGUCUUACUAUUAAUCCUACACAUUCAACUGUGGAAUCUUCGAAAGAAAUUACUUUUGAGAAGCAAUCUGCUUCAUCAACUGGAGUCUCUCCAAUUACGAAUGCAAAUCACAAGAAAGAUGACUUGAUAGAGGACGAGUCCGAGACCCUUGGAUCCAUCGAUACUUACUCAGAAGCUAGCCUCGAUGCCACAUCCAAGGAUGAGAAAAAUGAAAAAAAGGGGUGGGCCAAUUUAUUUCAAAACAAUCGUUCUCUAUCCCAUGGCAUGAAGCUUGAAUUUAUCCCACCUAAGGGAGAUAUUGUGGAUUUCUCAAACCGAAAGGUGCCCUCCAUUAUUGAUAUAUGGGGAUAUUGCUUGGUGGGGAUCUUCACCGGGAGAUUUCCCGGUAUCAAAGCGGUGAUUGAUCUUGUUAAUACAUGGGGUGUUCAAUGCAAACUGAAAAAACAUGAUAAAGGAUGGACCAUAUUCCAAUUCAAAAAUGAAGAGGACCGUACCAAGGUCAUAUCCGGAGGGCCAUAUUCAUCCUAUGGUAAGGCCUUAUUUCUAAAGGUCUUAUCCGACGACUUUGAAGUUGAUGAUGAGGAAUUUCUUAAAGUCCCUAUUUGGAUCAAGCUACCCGGUCUCUCGGUCACACUAUGGAACAAAGAAGAGAUUAGUGAACUUACUUCACGGGUGGGGGUGCCUAUUGUUGCGGAUCAAGUCACUCUUACUAAAAUGAGACCUAAUUUUGCUAGAGUGCUUGUGGAGGUGGACUUAUCUAAACCGCCGAUCCUUGAAAUCCCUAUGAUUCAACCAUCCGGGAAGAAGAGAAUACAAUAUGUGUAUUAUGAAACAUAUCCUAAUUAUUGCUAUGAAUGCAAAAAAUAUGGGCAUGAUCCUUUCAAGUGUAUGAUAUUGCAUCCGGAACUUAGUGAAAAAGUGCAAGAAGAGGCGACUACUACCAAAAGCAUUACAUUGAAGCAAAUUCAGCCUAAUGUGGUUACUAAUGGUCAAACCGAGGAGACCUCUUUCCAAUUGGUGGUACCAAGGAAGAAUAAAAACCAAUCCUCAACAAAAAAGAACCCGAAUGCCACCAAAGUGGCCCCUAAGGUGGCUGGUUCUACAGUUCCCAGUGGGCCGAAUUUAAAUCUUGGAAAGAAAUUUGUUUGGAGAGGAAGAAAGAUCAAAAGUGUGCACCAAUUGCUCUCGGAUGACAUUAUAGUUGAUUUUGAUACCGAGGAGGAUGGUGCGACGGUUGUUUUUGUUAAAAAACAACAACAAAUCAAAGGGCAAACCCCGGUGGCAAGACUUGACAUUCAUACGCUUAAGGAAGCUCAAAAGGAUUCACCGGCAAUCUCUAUCACGGACCCUUGCUUGGUGGGCCUCCCGGGUGUAAAGCGUGCCAAAAAAUGGUAUAAUUUUAAUAAAGAAAUUUUUAUUCCUAACAUUGCAUCUUUCUUUGAUCUUGAAGCUAGGCAUAAUGUUGAGUUCGCACGUGCAAGAGAACAAGCAAUGGAAGUUGAGGAAAGGAUUAAAGUGGAAAGGCGUUCCAAGGCCAAAGCCGCGGCUCAAUUGCAUGACCCGAUAUAUGUGAGGAAGAAACCAUACAAGGAUUGGGGGGAACGUCUAGUCAAUAAUGUUUAUGAACUAGAUGAGGAAGAUGUGAUUACGUGCAUGGAGUUUGAUACGGAUGGGCAUAGAAUUGUAUAUGCAGGGAAGAGGGAACUUCUCCCUUUUAGUAUGCCUAUAUAUCGAGUGGGUCCUGACUUCAAAAGGGCAAAUUUUGAGGAUCCCGGCAUGAGCUUCACUCUUGAGUGCAUCCGCGAACUGCCUGGAGUCAGCCGCGAGGGAGCAUGGUUUAAUUUUGACACUUCUAUUUUUAUUCCUAAGGUUGUUGCCUUUUUUGAUGAUAACAGUAUAGAGAAUGUGGAAGCCCGAAGGGCAAUGAAGGAAGCGCAAAUAAAAGGAAAAGCGAAAGAGAAUGGGGAUGAUUCGGAGGAAGACCGCACCUCCAACCCGGAUGAUUUGGAUGAUUAAGGUUGCUUCGUGGAAUGUAAGAGGUUUGAAAAAACCUUCUAAACACUCUACUUUAUCGAAUUUUAUUAAGGUAAAUAAUGUAUGCUUAUGCGGUUUUUUAGAAACAAAAAUGACAAAAAAUAAUAUUUCUAAUUAUAUUUCUAAUAAAUGGCCGGGUUGGCAAUUUCAAACUAACCACGACUUUAUUGAUGGGGGUCGUAUACUAGUUUUUUGGAACCCCAACUUGAUUAUAUGUACUAUGAUUGAAAUGGGAGAACAAUACAUACACUUUAAAUGCCAAUGCCGAACAUCACAAACUGUGUUUUAUGCUACGUUUGUUUACUCGCUAUAUACAGUUUUAAGGCGUAGGGCAUUAUGGGAGCAUCUCACGUCGCUUGGUGACCUAAUUAGGGACCCUUGGUUGAUCGCUGGAGAUUUCAACUGUGUAUGCUCUCCUAAUGAGAGGUUGGGUUCUUCCACUCCAUCGGGGUAUGUUUUAAAGGACUUAUUGGAUUUUAAAAUUCGGGCCAAUCUUCAAGAUGCCCCUUCAACUGGGGAAUUUUUUACGUGGAAUAAAGGUAACAUUUGGGCAAAAUUAGACCGGGUAUCACUUAAUGAGUCAUGGGCUCAUUUAGGGAUAGAAUGUAAGGCCCAUUUCGCGGAAAUGGAGGUCGAGUUUGACCACACGGCUUCCGUGGUGUCUAUACUCUAUAAUUCCUCUUCUAGGCCGAAAGCAUUUAAAUUUUUUAACAUGUGGUUGCAACAUUUGGAUUUCACUAACAUACUUAUGCAGAAUUGGAAUGUGGACAUUAAUGGCUCGGCCCAAUUUCAAAUUGCUAGGAAACUUAAGUUGCUAAAACAGCCCCUUAAGAAUCUUAAUAAUUUGGAAUUUGGUCACAUAUCUACGAAAGCUAAACAUGCGAAAGAGGAAUUCAAAAUGUUGCAUAGAUUAUGGCUAAACUCACCCAAUGAUGCCGAACUGGAAGACCAAGUCAAAGGGGCGAGGAAGAGAGCUACUUUUCUUUGUGAGGCCGAAUGUUGUUUCUUCCAACAACGAGCUAAGGCCACGCAUAUUCUUGAGGCAGAUAAGGGUACAAGAUACUUCCACGCAAUCGUCAACAGAAACAAGGCCAGAAAUACCAUUACCUCCAUUACUUUGGAUGAUGGUAGUCUUACCUCUUCUAUUGAUCAUGUUGGGAACGAAUUUGUAAAAUUUUUUGUUGAUCUUUUUGGAACCGAGAUGGAAACCUUUUCCUUUGACCAUACGGUACUAGGAACCGGCCCGUUGAUUGAACCAAGUGUUCAUGAAUGCCUAUUAUCCCCAAUAACGAACAAAGAAAUUAAAGAUGCUUUGUUUGAUAUUGGAGAUAACAAGGCACCAGGGCCGGAUGGUUAUUCCUCGGCGUUUUUUAAAAAGAAUUGGAAUAUUGUGGGGGGGGAUGUGACUCGGGCGACCAAAGAGUUUUUUAACUCGGGAAAGAUGCUUAAACAGUUGAAUCAUACUGUCAUAGCUCUAAUUCCUAAAACUAGUCACUCCCCUAAGGUCUCUGACUACAGACCUAUAUCCUGUACGAAUGUGCUUUACAAAAUUAUCACGAAGAUUAUUGCGGCAAGAAUUAUCCCUACCCUCUCGGGUUUGAUUAAUAAAGCGCAAGGUGCGUUUGUCGACGGCCGCCUAAUGUUUGAUAACAUUUUCCUAGCCCAGGAACUUGUUAGAGGAUACAAUAGGAAGCGAAUUUCACCUCGUUGCAUGAUCAAGGUGGAUUUGCGGAAGGCCUAUGACACCAUCUCUUGGGAUUUCCUUGCCAAUGUCCUUACGGGUUUGGGCUACCCCGGAAUUUUUGUGGGAUGGAUUAUGGAGUGUGUCACUACGGCCUCCUUUUCUGUGUCGUUAAAUGGGUCUUUGCAUGGUUUUUUUAAGGGGAAGCGUGGCAUUAGGCAAGGGGAUCCAAUGUCCCCUUUGCUUUUCGUGUUAUGCCUUGAGUAUUUUUCUCGUCUUCUUGCCAUAAAAACUAAGACGUCGGGAUUUAAUUACCACCCGCUUUGUGGAUCCUUGGGUAUAACCCAUUUGGCCUAUGCGGAUGAUCUUAUGCUCUUUUCUAGAGGAGACAAAUAUUCCAUUGGGAUAUUAGUUGAUGCCCUAAAAGAGUUUGGGGACGUAUCGGGCCUAAGGGUUAAUCAUAACAAGUCAAACAUUUUCAUUGGAGGAGUUCAUAGUUUUGAUGUGCAAGGUAUAUUAGAUCUUGUUGACUUUGACCAGGGUAUUUUCCCUGUGAGAUACCUUGGGGUCCCACUUGCGCCCCUCAAAAUCUCGGUGGCACAGUAUGCCCCACUCUUGGAUACGGUUAAUGAUUUUUUGAAUGCAUGGAAUACCAAGACAAUUUCCUAUGCGGGUAAACUUGAGCUAAUUCGUUCUGUAAUUCAAGGAGUUCAGUCGUUUUGGCUUCAAGUGUUCCCGGUACCUCAAACAAUCUUAAAUAGGAUUGUCUCGAUUUGUCGUAUUUUCCUAUGGGGUGGUAAAUUUGCAAAGGUGGCUUGGGAUGACAUUUGCCUCCCUAGAGAGGAAGGGGGCUUGGGUGUCCAUAAUGCUAAGAUAUGGAACCAUGCUCUCCUAUCUAGAACCCUUUGGGAUGUCCACCAAAAAAAGGACACGCUCUGGGUACGUUGGGUGAAUGGAGUCUAUCUCAAAGGUAGAAAUGUGUGGGACUUUGUCCCACACACUCGGGACUCCCAACUAAUGAAGCGAUUAAGUCUUAUACGGAAUAAAAUAUGUGAAUGUUUUAAUAAUCGAAACGAUAUGUUGCUCGGCCUUAAUGCACGAUCCAUGCAUGGAAAAUUAGCCUCCGCAAAAAUUUAUGAUUUACUAAGAGUAAGGGGUAAUGUUAGAACUCCUAUGUGUUUCAUAUGGAAGUCUUACAUUCCUCCCAAACUAUCUUUUAAUGUAUGGAUGGCAUUAAGGAACCGGCUUCCUACACAGGAUAGCCUUGGGUAUUUGCACAUUGUGAAUAGGUGUGACCUUUGCAAGGGUGGUUUGGAAACAAUACCACACCUUUUUUUCCUUUGCCCCUUCACAUGUAGGGUGUGGCAGCGCAUAAGAGAUUGGAUGGGAUUGCGGCAUGAGAUGACUACGCUGCUAAGCGCUAUCAAAUGGAUCACAAAGACUCACAAAGGCUCGAGGAUGAAGGCAAAGGCAGUCCGCCUAGCUUUCUGCGCCUCGGUCUACUACAUUUGGAAUGCUAGGAACUCCUGUAGAUUUGAUGGAAGCAUAAAAAUGGAAGAAGAGGUCAUUGCAAAGAUAAAACAUGUGGUAUACAAAAUAAUGUAUUCUAUAUAUCCACAUGAUCUUAUCAAAUUUUGAAGGAAGACACGGCCAGGAGGCAAAGCUAUAAGCAGAGUUCGUGACAAGUAUAUUUUGAUGAAGUGAGCAUGGACAUGAAUUAUGCCGCGGCAUUAAUAGCACCUUUGGGCAGGAAUUAGGCUGCGGCAUUUAUAGAACCUCUGGGAACUAAUUAUGCUGCGGCCUCAACUGAACUUCUGAUUUUUGGGGAUGUUUGCCUAUUGCAACAUCUUGUAUGCAUCUGUUUUAUUAGCCUUUGAUCCGUGAGCGUGCUUCUGCAGCUCUGAUGUAGUUUUGUACUUUUUGAUUGACCAAGUACUAUACUUGGUUUUUUGGACAAGGAUUAGAUCAAAUAAAAACCUCCUUUCACCCCCACUUUAUGUGGGGGUGGGGGAGGUUUUAGGAGAUCUAGGACAUGUGUUGUAUAGUUCCGUUUUGGGUGUUAAUAUAUAUUUACAUUUCAUCCAAAAAAAAAAAAAAA
Molecule: messenger RNA, 7048 nt
Organism: Cuscuta epithymum
Lineage: Eukaryota; Viridiplantae; Streptophyta; Magnoliopsida; Solanales; Convolvulaceae
Source: the annotation of a GenBank genome assembly